ACGCUCUCCCUAUGAUACCCGUAGUAGGAUCGUAACGUAACGUCUCCGGUCUUCUGCCAUGCCAGUAGUGGCAGAGGCGCUCCGAUGAUAGACGCAUAGAAUUGCAUCCGAAUAGCUGACGCGAGGCUUGUUCAGCACUGUACACAUCCACCGUCUUUCUCCGUCAUUCUACCUUUCCGAUUUCGUCGGAAACUUUGCCAUGGUUCUGCCAUGUUCAUCGGCAAAUGGUAAUCAGCUGGCAACCAACUUCCGCAGCGCUGAUCCCGGGACUCUCGUAUUUGAUCCCAGCAACAUCAUAGCUCUCGUUGCAUACCGAUAUGUCCCAUCCUAUCCAGUGGUGUAGACAAGCCUUCCCUCCAGCCUCCAAAUGGCAUCCGGAGGAUAUACCUGACCUAUCAGGCCAAAUCGUUCUCGUCACUGGAGGAAACUCCGGAAUCGGGUUCGAGAUGAUCAAGUCUCUCCUUCGCAAGAACGCAAAGGUCUACCUUGCAGCUCGUUCUCAGCAGAAGGGCGAGGAGGCGAUCCGGGCUUUGAAGGAAGAUACCGGGAAGACCGCCGAGUUUCUCCAGCUUGACUUGAACGAUCUGGUUGCCGUCCAAAGAUCCGCACAAGACUUCGCUCAACGCGAGUCGCACAUCGACAUCCUCUUUAUCAAUGCUGGCAUCAUGUACCCGCCUCUUGAUCAGAUCACUGCCCAAAAGUACGACGCAACUUUCGGCGUGAACGUAAUCGGGCACCACCUCUUCCUCCGCCUCCUCUACCCUCUCCUCACUUCCCCCAGCCCCUUAUCCCAGUCGCAAACAAGCCCCUCACGAAUCAUCUGGACCUCGUCUUCCGCGAACCUCCUCGUGAACGGUCGUCUCGACUUCUCCACAUUUACCGAAGGCCCUGACCGCCGCAAGGCCGGGACAUUUGACCUGUACGGCCAGAGUAAGCUCGCGCAGAUCCAGUUGUCGGCGUAUGUGGCAAAGCGUGCAGCGGAGGCUGGUGAGAACGUUGUAAGCAUUGCGGUCGACCCUGGUCAUAUCAGAAGCGACAUCUUCCGGGGCAAGAAGCCUUGGUAUAUCAUACUUUACGAGAAGUUCGUUAUGUACCCGGUGUCGUACGGAGUACUUACCCCGCUCUACGCAGGAACAGCUCCGGAAGCACUCGAGUAUAACGGGAAGUACAUUCGUCCCUGGGCGCGCCCUGGGCAGCCGCACCCUUCCGCGUACGAUCGCGAGCAGCAAGAGAAACUCUGGGUGUGGCUGGAGGAACAGGUGAAAGAGUACCUAUAGCAUACGUCCCUGCUUGUGGAUCUCGCUCGGUACCGUAUGGGUCUUACGGGACAUCGCUAGUGUUUACAACAAUGCGGCCUUGGAUAUCCAGAUCAUAUCAGUCGUACACCAUGUCAGAUACGAGGCGAGGAUGACCACG
Messenger RNA from Dichomitus squalens LYAD-421 SS1, 1416 nucleotides. Its product is annotated as NAD(P)-binding protein. Lineage: Eukaryota; Fungi; Basidiomycota; Agaricomycetes; Polyporales; Polyporaceae. The coding region runs from base 318 to 1277 and encodes 319 amino acids. The record is from RefSeq and is a predicted model, not a curated record. The transcript has 5 exons.